This is a messenger RNA of Plasmodium vivax (malaria parasite P. vivax), 1359 nucleotides long. RefSeq names its product mannose-1-phosphate guanyltransferase, putative. Gene Ontology annotation, cellular component: cytoplasm. The record is from RefSeq and is a predicted model, not a curated record. Lineage: Eukaryota; Apicomplexa; Aconoidasida; Haemosporida; Plasmodiidae. Gene Ontology annotation, biological process: GDP-mannose biosynthetic process; cell wall mannoprotein biosynthetic process. Gene Ontology annotation, molecular function: mannose-1-phosphate guanylyltransferase (GTP) activity; GTP binding. Bases 1 to 1359 code for a protein of 452 amino acids. The transcript has 2 exons.
AUGAAUGCGCUCAUCCUAGUCGGGGGGUACGGCACGAGGUUAAGACCGCUCACCCUGACGACCCCCAAGCCGUUAAUCAGCUUCUGCAACAGGCCAAUUCUGGAACACCAAAUCUUUAACUUGGCACGAUGUGGAAUUAAAGAAAUCAUUUUGGCCAUAGCUUAUAAACCCACACACAUAAUGAGCUUUGUGGAUGACUUGGAAAAAAAAUACAACGUUAAAAUUAUUUUCUCCAUUGAGGAGGAGCCCUUGGGCACGGGGGGGCCAAUAAAAUUGGCGGAGAAGUAUUUGAGCAAGUACGACGAUUUUUUUGUGUUCAACUCGGACAUUAUAUGCUCCUUCCCCCUGCUGGAGAUGAUGAGCUUUCACAAGCAGAGCAGUGCGCCGCUAACCAUUUUGGUGAAAGAAGUGGAAGACCCCCGCGCCUUCGGAGUGGUCAUAACGGAAGGCAAUCGAAUUACGAAAUUUGAGGAGAAGCCGCAAGUCCCCAAGUCGAGCCUAAUAAAUGCAGGAAUUUACAUACUGAACAGAGAAAUUUUAAGUCGCAUUCCGGUGAGGAACACGUCGCUCGAGAAGGAAAUAUUUCCCCAGCUAGCCAAUGAGAACAUGCUGUACUUUUACAAAUUAAAUAAAUUUUGGGCCGACAUUGGCAAGCCGCUGGACUUUUUAAAGGGACAGGCGUUGUACUUGGAGGACUUGGAGGAGAGCAGGGAAAGGGGCAGAGAAGGUGACGUAGCGGGGGAAGCAACUACAGCAGAGGUGACCGCGACAAAGCCCAUCAGUGAGGAGCCCACCGAAGCGACGCUCACCACAGAGGGGUCCAUCGAAGAGGCACCCAUCAUGGAGGAGUCCAUCCUGCGAGACCACUUCCUCAUAUGCUACGGCAUAACGGACAAGGAGAAUAGUGCAAAUAAUGGCAUCAAGAAAAACCUGUUUAUAACAUUUGAAGACAUGAACGAGUUGGAUGAAUUCGCCCAUAGGAAGAGCCACCUCUUCGAUGAAAUCCUUGCGCACACAAAGGUCGAGGGAAAUGUGUUGAUUUCUUCCAAAACGAUCAUAGAAAAAAAUUGCGUCUUGGGAGAUAACGUCGUUCUGGGGGAAAACGUCACCAUUGGGGAGGGGUGCCGCAUCAAGAACUCCUGCGUCAUGAGCAACUCCACCGUCAGUUCGUACUCCUACAUUGAGAACUCGAUCAUUGGGUCCAAGUCGAGGGUCGGGAGCUGGUCGCGCAUCGAGGGGCUGUGCGUGCUGGGCGAGAACGUCGUGCUGAAGCCCGAAAUUUUCGUCAACAAUGCCUUCAUCCUGCCCUUCAAGGAGGUCAGCAGCUCCAUAUACGAGAAGGGCGCGAUCAUCAUGUGA